Molecule: messenger RNA, 2072 nt
Organism: Trichogramma pretiosum
Lineage: Eukaryota; Metazoa; Arthropoda; Insecta; Hymenoptera; Trichogrammatidae
Product: peptidyl-prolyl cis-trans isomerase-like 2
Exons: 7
Coding region: 181-1749 (522 amino acids)
Biological process (GO): protein folding; protein peptidyl-prolyl isomerization; protein polyubiquitination
Cellular component (GO): catalytic step 2 spliceosome
Molecular function (GO): peptidyl-prolyl cis-trans isomerase activity; ubiquitin-ubiquitin ligase activity
Source: RefSeq, a predicted model, not a curated record
AUUUGUUUUGUAUACAUGAAUCAGUCAUAACCUCCAACAUAGGUUUAUUGACGUAAAUGACACUUGCUAUAAAAUUUCAACUCAGUAAAUAAUAAGUCAACAAUAUAAAAAAAGGUUUUAGGAUCACUUUGAAGAUUCUCUGUUUAUUUUGUUUAAAUAAAUUCAUAGACACUAGUCAAAAUGGGGAAGCGUCAACAUCAAAAAGAUAAGAUGUACCUUACGUACACCGAGUGGACAACACUUUACGGUGGAAAGGCAUCUGGUACUUCAACGAAUACACAUGAAGACAGUACUUUCAGACGUUUACCUUUUGACCAUUGCUGCUUAAGUUUGCAACCUUUCGAACAUCCUUACUGUGACACCGAUGGAAACAUAUUUGACUUAGAAGCCCUGCUACCUUAUGUCAAGCAUUAUAAACAUAAUCCUGUCACAGGCAAACCUAUUGAUCCUAAAUCAUUGACCAAAUUAAAUUUUUUUAAAAAUGCUGAUGGAGAUUACCACUGUCCGGUGCUAUUUAAACCUUUCCUGAAACACUCUCAUAUUGUAGCAAUCAAAACUACUGGAAAUGUAUUUUCUUAUGAGGCUAUUGAACAGCUUAAUAUCAAAAGCCGUCAUUGGAAAGAUCUUAUCACCGAUGAACCAUUUACUAGAAAAGAUAUAAUUACUAUUCAAGAUCCUAGUAAUGCUAGGAAAUUUAACCUUUCUACUUUUCAUCAUAUUAAGCACAAUUUAAGAGUUGAAGAUGAAGAAAUUACUAGGGAAAGAAAGGAUCCAAAUGCUAAAUUGAAAACUGUGUCGUCAACAGCAAAAGAUGUUUUAAAUGAGCUGGAAAAAACAUACAAACCAGCAGAAAAAGAAAAAUUAAAAGUUGCUGAGAAAGCAGAUAAAUUUAAUGCUGCCCCAUAUUCUACUGGAGCAGCAGCUGCAGGUUUUACAUCUACUGUAAUGCCCGUUGUUAGAACCACAGAUGCUGCUAUUUUAGAUGAAGAUGUUGUUCGAUAUGAAAGAGUAAAAAAAAAAGGAUAUGUGAAACUUGUGACAAAUUUGGGUCCACUAAAUUUAGAACUACAUUGUGAUUUAGUACCAAAAACAUGUGAAAAUUUUUUAAAACAUUGUAAAAAUGGUUAUUACAAUGGAACUAAAUUUCAUCGCUCCAUAAAAAAUUUUAUGAUUCAAGGUGGAGAUCCAACUAACACUGGCAAAGGUGGAACUUCUAUUUGGGGAAAACCAUUUGAAGAUGAAUUUAAGCCCAAUCUCAUUCAUCAAGGACGCGGUAUUUUGUCCAUGGCCAACUCAGGAACUGAUACGAAUGGAUCUCAAUUCUUUAUAACAUUCCGUUCCUGUCGACAUUUGGACAAUAAACAUACAGUCUUUGGGAAAAUUGUCGGUGGCCUAGAAACACUCAACGAAUUAGAAAAAAUUGAGGUUGAUAAUAAAGACCGACCUAUUGAAGAUAUUAUUAUUCAAAUAGCACAAAUAUAUGUCGAUCCAUAUGAAGAAGUAGAUGAACAAUUGGCAAAAGAUAGAGCAGAAGAUCUUGAAAAACAGGCUAAAGAAGCAGCAGAAAAAAAUAAAUCAAAGAAAAAAGAAAAAGAUAAUGUCCUUAAGGUUUACAGACCAGGUGUUGGAAAAUAUGUAAAUCCUACCAAGGAUCAGGCAAAAGUCGAACCAAGUAACUCAACAAACUCAGAAGUACCAGCUAAGAAAUCCAAAAUUGUUAGAACUGACUUUUCGUUUUCUUCUUGGUAAUGCAGUGAUUUUUUUUAACUGUCAUGAAAACGUGACUCGCUGUAAAUAUUGUAAAUAUUUAUGCAAUUACAAAUAGCUUGUUUAUUGUAAAUGCAUUAAACAAAAGUACUGUUCAAUGACAUACAAAACAGUCUAGCAUGUAGCAAAAGAACAUGUUCUUUCAUUGGUAAUAAAAUCAUAUUCAAAUGAAAAUUUCGACCGUUUGUUACCCGCGAACGUCCACUGUUCAUUGAUUAUUUAUGAAUAAUGUUUUACUCUGUUUAAAAGAAUAAUGAAGUUUGUAACAACUAAUUUCAGUGAAAAUAAAUUUACAUAAAUUAUAA